Molecule: messenger RNA, 1354 nt
Organism: Prosopis cineraria
Lineage: Eukaryota; Viridiplantae; Streptophyta; Magnoliopsida; Fabales; Fabaceae
Product: 60S acidic ribosomal protein P0
Biological process (GO): ribosomal large subunit assembly; ribosome biogenesis; cytoplasmic translation
Cellular component (GO): cytosolic large ribosomal subunit
Molecular function (GO): structural constituent of ribosome; large ribosomal subunit rRNA binding
Source: RefSeq, a predicted model, not a curated record
GGUUACUGCAAGCUGCUACUAUUCUCCUCUUUCGCUUUCUCUUCAAACUCGAACUGGGGUUAAAGAGACGGCGCUGUUCCGCUGUCCGCCUUGACCAAGCCUUGCUUCGUCUUGGCCCUCGAUUUUGCUUCAAUCCCAUUAACCUUUGCUUUUAUCUUUCUUGUAUCUAAAAUCCGAAAUCCAGGCAUCAUCAAUGGCGGUGAAACCCACUAAAGCCGAGAAGAAGAUCGCUUACGAUGCCAAAUUGUGCCAGCUUUUGGAGGAGUAUACCCAGAUUCUCGUGGUGGCGGCCGACAACGUCGGAUCCAACCAACUUCAGAACAUCAGGAGGGGUCUGCGUGGUGACUCGGUGGUGCUCAUGGGCAAGAACACAAUGAUGAAGCGCUCUGUCAGGAUUCACGCUGAGAAGACCGGGAACAAUGCCUUCCUCAACCUUAUCCCUCUACUCCAGGGCAACGUGGGGCUCAUUUUCACCAAAGGAGAUCUGAAGGAGGUUAGCGAGGAGGUUGCCAAGUACAAGGUUGGAGCUCCUGCCCGUGUUGGUUUGGUUGCUCCAAUUGAUGUCGUCGUUCCUCCUGGCAACACAGGGCUUGACCCCUCUCAGACAUCUUUCUUCCAGGUGCUCAACAUCCCCACCAAGAUUAACAAGGGUACUGUGGAAAUUAUCACCCCAGUGGAACUUAUUAAGAAGGGUGACAAGGUGGGCUCCUCAGAAGCUGCCCUACUUGCAAAACUCGGGAUUAGGCCCUUCUCAUAUGGGCUUGUGGUCCUAUCUGUGUAUGACAAUGGUUCGGUCUUCAGCCCUGAGGUUCUUGAUCUUACUGAGGAUGACCUUGUUGUGAAAUUUGCCACCGGUGUCUCCAUGGUGACAUCACUUUCUUUGGCCAUCUCAUACCCAACAAUUGCAGCUGCACCGCAUAUGUUCAUCAAUGCCUACAAAAACGUGUUGGCUGUUUCAGUGGAAACUAGCUACUCUUACCCUCAGGCGGAGAAGGUUAAGGAGUACCUAGAGGAUCCCAGCAAGUUUGCUGUUGCUGCUAUUGCAGCUGCUCCUGUUGCAGAUUCGGGUGCUGCUCCGGCUGCUGCUGCAGAGGAGAAGAAGGAGGAGCCAGCUGAAGAAUCCGAUGAUGACAUGGGUUUCAGCCUGUUUGAUUAAUUGUGGGUCAUUUAAAAGUUAGACAUUAUGGUUCUUUUGACAUGUCUGAGUUGUUGGAGUAGGUUAUUUUCUGUUUAUUCAAGAUAUUUAGUACUUUUUAUUCGUCCAGGCUUUAUGUUAUUGGCCAUAUGUGCAGUGAGACUUAGGUUGUGUAAUAUUUGGGGUUUCAAGUUGCUAUUUAUCCUUUUGUUUUACUUA